AUGUGUCUAAUCUUUAGCAUCACGCACCCCGAGACCGACACCUCGCACUUCCUCGACCCAUUUCACUGCUGCGACCUUGUCUCCACAGAGUGCAAAGCUGGGUAUCACAAGUUCGACUUGCAGGAACCUUUGAGCGAUUGCGGGUCUUGCGCGAAGCUCCAUGGGCUGGAGUUGGAUCCAGAUGUUCGGCCUAUGACGUACUAUCCGCCAAUUGAGGAUUUUGAUCUUGAGUAUGUGGGCGAUACGGGGUAUCAGAUUGUUGGACGCGAGAAGGCCGGUCACGAGAAUGGGGAGGAGGAUGCGAAAUUAGAGGCAGAGGCAGAGAUAGAGGCGACGGUGAAACUAGAGCCUAUGGUUGAAGAUGUGUUCAAGAUCGAAGAAGAGAAAGAGGAGGGUGGCGAAGUCGAAAAAUCGAGAGAGAAGAACGACACCAAACUCGACGACGACGACGACGAAGAAGAAGAAUACAGCGGCAGCUUGCGCAGCUGGGGCAGUCUAUCGGACGUCGACAGCAUUACAUCACACUGGCGUCUCGACAACCACAUUUCCACAGCACAAGACUGGUACCACUACUACACACAUCAGUACGCCGCAUUCUCGGCCCCUCACGACAAUCAUUACCAAGGUGGAUGGUUGGUUCCGAUGUACGGCAAUCAGGGUGAGGUUUUAUAUGCGCCGCAGGAGUGUCAUUGUUGUGUGCAGGCGCCGUCGCAGCCGAUUCAUCAGGGUGGGCCAAUUUUCCCGAUGUAUGGUCAGCAGGGUCAGGUUGGGUAUACGCCGCAGGAGCGUCACGUGGUCCCGACGCCGACUGUGCAUCAUGGUGGACCGGUGUUCCCGACGUACGGCUUUCAGGAUCAGACUUGGUACCCGCCACAGGAGUAUCAUCGUUCUCUGCAGGUCCCGACACCACCGAUCCAUCAGGCGGGGCCAGAAUAUACAGCCUACAACAACCAGGAUGCCGGUUUUCACACCCAUCACACUCAUCAUCACGCCGUUCAGAUACCUGCAUUCUCGACCCCUCCGCCACAGCAAGCAGGACCAGCGUUCUCAGCAUACAGAAAACAGGGUCACUCUGUCUAUAUACAGCAUACACUUCACCAUACGCCCCCCGCACAGCAACACCCUCUUCCCGCACUCCAGGGACCCACACACCCGCCUCCCGCUCCAAACCACCAAACCGGACCGACUUUUCCAGCAACCGGUAACACGGUUCCAUCUUCCUACAUGCCGCGUACUCCCCACCUAUCUCCACCCAAGAAGCACGCCCGCCACCCAUCGUCUCCCCGCAAACAGCAACAAAAACCUGCUUUCUCAACCCCCCAGACGAACCACAAAGGAGUACUGGUAGUAGCACCCUACCAUGAUACGAACUUGAGGAAUCCCGGUUUUUUCGCACCCACACCGCAUACACCUCAGCAUUCGCCUCCUAAGCACGCAUCUCCAAGGAAACAUGCAUCUACCCCUAAGCCUGCGAGUCCCGUUAAACACGCAUCUCCCCAGAAAAAUGCGGCUACGACUCAGGACGAAUCCCCGAACACGACCCUGCACCGAAAUCUCGUCUCUACACAGCUUGCCCAACUCCCGCCCAAACCCUCACCAAACACGAACAUCCACCGCACCCUCGUGUCCAAUCAACUCGCACAACUGCCGCAGCAUAUCCGUCAGACCAGCCCAGUGAAGGCUCAGCGUGCUGUGUUUAAUACGACGACAACGGGGUUUGCGGAUCUUGGAUUUCCUGCGGGUCACGGUGGUAGUAGUGCUGGUGGUAGGUUGUUCGCGGGGUUGUACACGCCGCCGCCGCCGCCGCCACCGCAGACCAGCCCGAAACCCCUGGAUGCGGGGUUGUAUGCGCCGAUUGCCUAUACAUCGCCUGUGAAGGGAAAGGGUGUGGAUGUCUUCCAGGAACCGAGUAUGCCGGUGAAGACGCAGGGAAAGGCUCAAAAGCAGAAGCAGAGCGGUGUCACGGAGAAAAUUCCAAUCUUCGACUUUAAUACUUCCUCUACACCCGCAGCGCCAGCCGCUCACCCGCAGCCCAACCCGCAAGACACUACCGACAAAAAGGGAAAAAGACGUCAGCGCGGAAAGAAAAAGGCUCGAGCUGAGCUUCUUGAGAGUAAGGAUGACAGCAAGGCCGAGGCCAAGGGGCCGGAGAUGUUCGUUUUCGGUGCUGGUGGGGGGAGUGUACAGCGGGGUGAGGGGUCUAAGGAGGUCUAA
Molecule: messenger RNA, 2214 nt
Organism: Pyrenophora tritici-repentis Pt-1C-BFP
Lineage: Eukaryota; Fungi; Ascomycota; Dothideomycetes; Pleosporales; Pleosporaceae
Source: RefSeq, a predicted model, not a curated record